Molecule: messenger RNA, 1866 nt
Organism: Protobothrops mucrosquamatus (brown spotted pit viper)
Lineage: Eukaryota; Metazoa; Chordata; Lepidosauria; Squamata; Viperidae
Product: PHD finger protein 20-like protein 1
Biological process (GO): regulation of transcription by RNA polymerase II
Cellular component (GO): NSL complex
Source: RefSeq, a predicted model, not a curated record
AAGCCCCUUAAAACGCCAAUUUCCCCAGAAUUAAUACAAGUGGAGGAUUUGACCCUGAUCUCCCAGCUUCCUUCUUCUGGGAUAAAUAAAACUAUUCCCAAUGUUGCUCAUGUAUCCCUUGAGAAGCAUGGACUAAGUCUUCCUCUUGACUUAAGCAGUAACUUGGAUGUUUCAGCCCUGUUCACUGGGGACGCUGUCCGCUAUAGCAAACAGACCAAUCAGGAGAACCAGAUUAUUAGAUGCCAUCUUUCCAGAGCAGGAAUGGAUGGCAGAGUAGCUCCGGUGGUCCCAGGAACACUGAAAAUUGAGAGGAAAUCAAAAUUGGAAGAGAGAUCCUCAUCUUUACUUGGUAAAAAGAAGGAGAAGGAGAAAAAAGAGAGGAAGGAGAAAGAUCUGAAGUCAAAACAGAAGAAGAAGAAAAAGAAAAAGAAGAAAUCAAAGCAGCAUGAUUACUCUGACUUCGAGGAUAGCUCUCUUGACUACUUCGAUAGGUGCUCCUCCCCCUUCACUCGGUCUUCUGGCAGCUCGCUGACGCUCCGCAGCACAACAACCGAGAAGAGCACGUCCUAUCAGUACCCGAGGGCUAUUUUAUCUGUCGAUCUCAGCGGUGAAAACCUUUCUGAUAUGGAGUUUCUGGAUGACUCUUCUACCGAGAGCUUGCUGUUGAGUGGCGAUGAAUAUAAUCAGGAUUUUGAUUCGACCAACUUUGAAGAGUCCCAGGACGAAGAGGACGCUUUGAACGAAAUAGUCAGGUGUAUCUGCGAAAUGGAUGAGGAAAAUGGCUUCAUGAUUCAGUGUGAAGAGUGCCUGUGUUGGCAACACAGCACGUGUAUGGGAUUGUUGGAAGACAGCAUUCCAGAGCAAUAUACCUGCUACAUUUGCAGGGAUCCACCUGGUCAGAGAUGGAGUGCCAAAUAUCUCUGUGACAAAGACUGGUUGAAUAAUGGCCACAUGUGUGGCUUGUCAUUCUUAAAAGAGAAUUAUUCUCAUUUAAAUGCCAAAAAGAUUGUGUCAACGCAUCGCCUUCUGGCCGAUGUCUAUGGUGUUACAGAAAUAUUACAUGGACUACAGCUGAAGAUUGGAAUACUAAAAAAUAAGCAUCACCCUGAUCUUCAUCUCUGGGCUUGCACCGGUGUGCGGAAGGAUCACGACCAAAUCACUGUUGGAAUAGAAAGAAGGGUCCUAAGUGUGCCCGAAGCCGUUAAUCCCUCGGGAAGGACGUGUCAUAGUCAAAACCAUAAAGAGCCGCCUCGCUUAGCUCCAAAGAUAGAAGAAACGUACAUCAGAAGCGAACACAGUUAUCAGAAACAGAGUUUUGGUCAGGAUUGCAGAGCCGUUGUUGACCCCACCAGCAGCUCAGAGGACGACGACACCAGCAGUUUUGAACAGCACUCGGAGCGUCUCUUAGAAGAGAAAAACUGUUUACAGCGUUCAUCCACAGAAGAUGGUUUGGGCCAUCAGAAGCAUUCAGCCGAAGGGAACACCGUGUUCGUAUUCAACGAAAGAAAAGGAAACGAGGAGCACGUGGACACUCGUCUUCAGUGGCAGCUAAACCUCCUCACCCACAUAGAAAAUGUGCAGAAUGAAGUCACUAGUAGAAUGGACCUGAUUGAAAAGGAAGUCGAUGUUUUAGAAAGCUGGCUGGAUUUCACCGGAGAGUUGGAGCCCCCCGACCCCCUCGCCCGUCUGCCUCAACUCAAGCGCCGGAUUAAACAGCUCAUCUCUGACAUGGGCAAAGUCCAACAAAUUGCCACCCUCUGCUCCGUAUGACGAAAGGAAAGAUGAAGGAAUGCACGCAGGCAGUCAGGCUCCGACGAUGGGUUUCUUCUGAUUCACCAGGUUCACAUAAAAGAGUACUUUUUUUAA